AUGCAGGAUAUAUGGUUAGCCGGCAUUGGAUGGGACGAGUUUCUCCCUGCAGAGCUACGGCAACGCUGGCAUGAUUUCCUUCGCAGCCAUAGUUCCCUCCACAAGGUUCGCGUCCCGCGUUGGGUACAAUUCCGACCGGGAGCACAAGUUCAGAUCCACGGCUUCUGUGAUGCAUCUCAGAAGGCCUAUGGGGCAGCGAUUUAUGUUCGCGUCCAAUACGACGGAGGCAUUUCGUCGAGUCUGCUCAAGUCAAAGACUAAAGUCGCCCCUGUCAAAACCGUUUCACUCCCGCGCUUAGAAUUGUGUGGUGCAGUUCUUCUUGCUGACCUGUGGGCUGCAAUUCUUCCUCACAUCCCGUUUGGUCGAAUAGAGACGUUUUUCUGGACUGAUUCCACCAUUGUGUUGGCAUGGUUGAACAAGCCACCAUGUCAAUGGACCACCUUCGUAGCGAAUCGAGUGACUAAGAUUGCUCUAAAUACAGAUGCCAGUCAAUGGUCACAUGUGCGUUCCGAGCACAAUCCAGCAGAUCUAGCCAGUCGUGGUGUCACGGCUGCAGAGCUGGCAAGUAGUGACCUCUGGUGGCAUGGCCCGUCGUGGCUGAUUCAGCAGCAAGUCGCCUGGCCCACGUCGCACGAAGAGGUAUCGGACCCUGAACUCGAAAGACGAUCCUUCCGGUGCCAUUUAGCGUGUCCAGCAUGGGAUCUCCUAGAGCGUUUUUCAAACUUCAAUCGCAUGCUGCGAGUCAUGGCUUUUGUGCAGCGGUUCAUCAACCGCUGCAGACGCAUUCCUACGCCUUCUUCUACAGACUUAAGCAGUAAAGAACUCGCCCAUAUACAACUCAUGCUUAUUAGGCAAACUCAACGGGCCCACUAUCCAGAGGAAUACAACAUCCUGCAAUCCAAAGGACAGCUUCCCUCGUCCAGUUGUAUCCUCAACCUUAAUCCGUUCCUGGAUGCUGACGGCAUCAUGAGGUCAUGCGGUCGUUUGACUGCAUCUGACUCGUUAUCCUACGACGAACGUCAUCCUAUCCUUUUGGCGUACCAUUCCAAACUAGCAGAGCUUCUGGUCACAUUUACUCACCGUAUCUCCAUACACGGGGGAAACCAGCUUAUGGUUCGUCUCAUCCGGACGAGAUACUGGAUUCCGAAGCUGCGGAACCUGAUCAAACGUGUGACCACGACCUGCAAGGUGUGUGUCAUUCACCGGAAGAAGGUGCAGUCCCAGCUAAUGGGUAAACUACCUCAGUCCAGAGCGACCUAUUCGCGACCCUUUACACACACAGGACACGACUUCGCGGGACCGUUUGAUGUCAAGAGCUAUUCAGGUCGUGCCUGUCGAAUCACGAAGGGCUAUGUCUGCGUCUUCGUGGGCUUCAGUACGAAGGCCAUCCAUUUGGAAGCCACUUCGGACUUGACCACGGAGAAAUUCCUCGGAGCCUUCUCAAGGUUCGCGGCCAGAAGAGGGUGCCCUCUCCAUCUUUACUCGGACAACGGAAAGACUUUUGUGGGGGCGGAGAAGGCCCUCACAGAAGAUUUCAUCGCUGCGGUUCAGGAAAAGGAGUCCUCGUCAUUUAGUCACCAGAGCCUAUCCUGGCAUUUCAACCCUCCAGGCGCCCCCCAUAUGGGAGGCCUGUGGGAAGCAGGAGUCAAGAGCUUCAAGACUCACUUCUACAAAACGACAGGUAAUUUUAAGUAUACCCUUGAAGAGUUAUCCACUCUACUGUGUCGGAUCGAGGCAUGCCUCAACUCCAGACCAAUUUCAGCGAUGUCAGAAGAUCCGUCGGAUAUCCUCGCUCUCACUCCGGGACAUUUUCUGAUAGGCGGACCGCUACUUGUCCCCGCCGAACCUCCCACCGCCGGCGAAGCCAGUUCUAUCCUGAACCGAUGGCAGCGACUCAAAGCCCUUGGCCAGCUUUUCGCAUCGAGAUGGAAAGCUGAAUACCUGAAAGAGUUCCAUAAGAGGACCAAGUGGCAGAUUCCAACCAGGAAUAUGUCCGAAGGCGACAUGUCGUUCUUUUCUCUCAGCUUCUCUCAUCUCUUUGCGCCAGCCAUGCCGUCCCAUCGCAACCAACGUCGCCAGCUCAUCGACAGAUGUUCUCGAGGAACUCGAUCGUUCCGAUGCCGAGUCUGUCAGGGGAUUCAUCCGCUUCGGACGUGUUCGCGGUUUCUCCGGCUAGAUGCAGAGCGGCGGCUCCGUGCGGUCCUUAUCAACAAAUAUUGCCCGAACUGCUAGGCGCACCAGCAUUCCGGAGGCUCGUACCGAAGUGAGUGUCGCUGCCGAGUAUGUGGGGACGCUCAUCACACCCUGCUGCAUCUCCAUCGGCGGGAAAAGCGAGAGCGGUCUGCCAGCGCGGACAGGCCCAUCGAGACGCCAGAGCCGAAGGCCGACAUCGAGCAACCCCGCCUCUCGGCAGUGCUCUCCCACACUGCAACGGCUAUCCUGCCCACCGUCAAUCUGCGGUUCGACAUCGGGGACAAACGCUUCGAUGUGCGGGCUAUGGUAGAUGCGUGCUCUACUUUGAGCCGCAUUGACGGAUCACUAGCCGAGGCCAUGGCCCUCCCUAUCCUGGGAGUCGGUGAUGAGAGGGUGUGCAGAGCCACUCUCAUACCGAUGCAUACAGAGACGCCACGGAUUGAGGUGGUGUUCCACGUCGAGGAGCAGCUGCGAAUGCGGACUCCUGCCCGAGAGCUGCCUGACGCUGCCAAAACAGUGUUCACCAACCUCAUCCUGUCGGACCCCAAUUUCCACAGGCCGGCUGGUACCUCCGUCGUGCUAGGUGCGGAUGUGUUUCCCACGCUCAUCCAACCGGGUGUCAUGCACAGCCAGAACGGGCACAUCGUAGCACAGAGCACUGUUUUAGGAUGGAUGCUCUCCGGAACAUACGCCCACUGACGCAUCACAGAUUCUUUUGCAAUCUGUGGCAUUGCAAGGCGGGCGGGAUGUUUACUCCAGCUCCCGUGUGCCAGUUCCACGCGUCCCUAAAUGGAGAAGGGAAUCCACCCACUCUCUUUUGAAAAAGGGAGUAUUCUUCCAUUAGGGACCGCUGGCCACACCCUUUUCCUUUUUUGCUUACUCACUUACUUACUUUUCAUUUUCUACAAGUCACGAAGACACAAAAAUUUGGAGCAACCUGUUUAUAUUUGUACAUAUAUAUAUAUCAAAGUGAAUAAAGACUACCCUUUGGAGAACCAGAAA
This is a messenger RNA of Drosophila yakuba, 3195 nucleotides long. RefSeq lists its product as uncharacterized. Gene Ontology annotation, biological process: DNA integration. The transcript is spliced from 2 exons. NCBI's taxonomy places the organism in Eukaryota, Metazoa, Arthropoda, Insecta, Diptera, Drosophilidae. Gene Ontology annotation, molecular function: nucleic acid binding. The record is from RefSeq and is a predicted model, not a curated record. Bases 1 to 2232 code for a protein of 743 amino acids.